UACCUUUAAAAUAUAGAUCAAAUUAAAAAAAGCAAACAUAGCGACCUCAAAGAGAUCGUGAGAUGUUAUUUGAUUUUAAAAAUAAACAGGUGAUUGUGUAUGGAAAUGAAUUUACAGACCCUAUUCCAGGAUUUUAAUCCUAGCAAAUUCGUCGUACAUACUUGUUUGUUGAUAUUCACGGCACUAUUGGCAUUAAAAUUGGAUAACACUAUAACUUGGUCUUACUGGGCAGUCUUCACGCCUAUAUGGACAUGGAAAUUCUUGGUUGUUCUUGGUGCUACAGUUGGUACAUAUGUUUGGUGGCAGUAUCCGCAUUUCAGAUUGGAAGGUGAAGCCUAUAUUCACUAUAAAGCAAUGUUAAUAAGCCUUGCUAUACAUUUGAUUCUCCUUAUGUUUGAGCUACUUGUAUGUGACCAGUUAACAACAACUCGCCAUGUUUGGAUACUUGUCUUUAUACCAUUAAUUUUUAUAAGCAUAGUUUCAAUAGCCAUCUGUAUAUGGUGUGUGAAACAUGAUCGUAGCUAUGAGUUGGAGUUGUUCUGUGCUGUAAAUAUACUUCAAUUCAUAUUUCUGGCAUUGAAAUUGGACGACUUCAUCAAUUGGUCCUGGGAGGUUGUAUUUGUGCCGCUAUGGAUACUCAUGUGUCUGAGCCUAGUAGGUGAGUGGGUGCUAUACAGUAUAAUAUUCGCUGGAAUUCUGCUACGCACGCCUGAGGUGAACAUACAGCAACGACGGACCAGUUUCAACUCUGCUUUGGCUUAUACUUUCACUGUUAUACCCAUAUUAGUGUUUCAGGUCUUGCUGACGAACAAACUCGACGAUGGUCUAGACCUCUCAUACAUCGUGGUAGUCAGCCCACUGUUUGUGACAUACGCGACACUCAUUAUCAUGUCUUUCAGUUCUAAAGGAGGAAACAAAUGGUGGUUUGGUAUACGAAAGGACUUUUGUCAGUUUCUUCUCUCAGUGUUCCCCCUCCUACAGGAGUAUGCAAACAUUGCAUACAAUAAUAAUGCGAAUAGAGGGUCGAACGGUAUACCCGCCGAACCUCCUGUCACUCAAGAGCCGUACAGAGACGAGGAGGCUCACAGAAAAGUAAAAGAGAGCAAAAAAUCUCAGAAGAAUCAAAAGAAGAAUGAAGCAAUGAAACCAGUUGUGCCUGUGACCAGUAUAGAUAUGCCGGAUUGAUGUUUUAGUAAAUUGAAAUCGGUUCGAAGUGCUGGAAUGUGUGUUCACUUGAUAGAAAUUUAUCCUUUGUAAAUAUCGAGCUUCUAUGUGUAAAGCAAUACAAAUUGUUAAGUUUUAUUAGCAUUAGGCUAUUACGUUUGUGUAGGAAAUAUCAUUGGAUAUUAAAAAAAUAUGCAUUGUUUAUCAUCGUUUUCAAGUAUACGUUUUUUUUCCUCAUUACUAAUCGUAUGUGUAAAUGAAGCAAUUGGUACAUUUGUAACUAAUCUUACUUUAUUUUUAAUUAUGACAGAUAAGCUCAAAUAACCGAACGGUUUUGUUGUUUUUUUUUUUUUAAUCUUGUUGUUAUAGUGUAAAUAGUGUGGGGACUUAUCGUUUAUCAGAUUGAUUUGCAUGUGCAAAAUGUACAUAAAAAAUAAUUUAAUAUAUAAUGGUCUACAUGUGUAGUGGUAGAGGUUAAAAAUAGUAAUCGCGUGUGUGUUGCUUAUUAUAUUUCACUUCAUUAGACGUUUAUAUUAAUAGAAUAACUGUAAAGACACUAAUUACCAAUAACCCAUACCUUAUUACUAAUACUUUUCAAACUAGAACUAUACGUUCAGCAAAUUGCCUUUAUUAUGUAAAUAAUCUUCUUAUUUUAAUUCAUUAACAGUUUAUGUAACUCUGAUCAGAGUCGGAUUAACUGAUUAGGAUUUAAUCUGAACACUCAUUGCAUCUCGCUCAUCAGUUAAUCCAAUCAUACAGACAAAGGUGGUGAAUGUCAAAAAAAAACUAAUGUGUUACUGCUGUCUCUUACUCUUCGACGGCAAUUCUAAAUUCUAAUAUUGAAUACAAAAAUAUUUUUACACUUGUAUGAAACACGUGGAUUUAAAAAAAUAAUAUAUCAGGCUAAAAUUUUGUUAUCUAAAAAUUUUGUGUGAUAUGUUUUAAAAGUCAUGACGUAAUAGUGUAUCAUAAACGUGUGAUAUGAUACAAAUAUCAAUAUUGACGAGCCGGUUGGCGUGGUUGGUAGAUACUUGCUUUCACGCUGAAGGUUGUGGGUUCGAUUCCCACCCAGAACAGACGUUUGUAUGCAUAAACAUAUCUGUUUGUCCUGAGUCUGGGUGUAAUUAUCUAUAUAAGUAUGUAUUUACAAAAGAAAAGGAGUAUAUGUAGUAUAUCAGUUGUCUGGUUUCCAUCGUACAAGCUCUGCUUAGUUUGGGAUCAGAUGGCAAUGUGUGAAUAAUGUCCCAGGAUAUAAUUAUGAUUAUUAUUAAUAAUGAGUUGCUGUGGCAUACCCACAGUUGGCAUUAUGUUAUAUAACGCAGGUCUGUCAUUGUUCUACAAUGAUCGAAGUAAGUUAAACUACACAAGCAUAAAUAAAUCCCAAUGUGACAUUUAUAAUCUGUUCCGAAAUUCGAUUUGUAAAAAUGUUUUUACAAUUGAAGAGACGAGACGAGUGUUUUUAGCGCACCUUCUCCGCGAGAGUUUUAACUGUGCUUAAAUUACAAUAUCAACUUGAAAUUCUCUACACUUAAGGCAUUUUUUUAAAUAUUUAUCACCUUAUAUAAAUAAAUAAAUGGUCAUCUAAUACCUCACUGACUAGUUUAGGACCACAAGGUUACAUCUGUGUUAUAUAUCCAUAUCAUAUAAUAAUAAUAUUUUUCCAUAAUUAGACUUAUGUUGUAGAUUCUAAAACAUUUUUCAACGAAUGAAUUUUUUUAAAACAUUUUUUAUUUCACACUUUUCAUGUGAUGAUCCGAUUCGAUUUCAAUUGUAGAGAAUUAAAGCGUAAUAAUAUAUCGUAUUUUUUUUAUCUGUACGAAGUACUAGAUUUAAUCUAAAUUGAUUCAUUAAUAUUAUAUAAUAUACGAAGUUGUCUUAAAUUCCAUGAAGAUGAUAUUUUAUUUAAUUUAACAUUAUAUUUUCAAUGUUCCGUGUUGUGUUGUGUUAGGUAACGAAAAAUUUACAAAUUUUUUUCUUCUCUAAUAUAGUUUGAUUGUAUCAUUCAAUUUGUCCUUUGGAACGAGGAAUGGUGGCGGCUAGUGUGAUGUCGUAAUCCUAUAUCUCUACAUGAAUGAACUAAAUAAAUUAGGCGCCGUACCUGCAUCACAAAUGAGUCUUUUUGGGUUUCCAAAUACUUUAAAUGUUCUCAUUGAUAACAAUUUUUUUUUAGUACUUAUGAAAGGCUAUUAAUAAAUUAGGCUACCAAUAAAUUAGAAUAAAGUUGAGUCGUUUUACGAUUUUUUCAUUAAUUUUUGCCGAUUUCUUGUCAUGCUUAUAGUAUGCCAUCUCUAUUUUAAACUCUCAAGUUUCAGUUGUCAGAUUUUAUGGCUAAUGAUUUAGGGCAUUACUUAUAAACGUUGCAUAGAGGUUGUGUAGUUAAACACUGAUUCUCUCUUUUUGACAUCAUCGAUUUGAUAUUCGGAAGAAGAAGACAGCAUUGUUUAACGAAUCACUAGCUUAAUAACAUUUAUAAGUAAGGAUAAUUGAACACAAGUAGUGCUAUUUAAGCGGAAAUAUUUUUCGAUGAUUGUGUAUUCUUCUUAAAUGAAAUGUUUACAAUUUUAUUAAAGUUUAAAUUACAUAGCAGCGAAUAAAAUCACUUUUAAAGUUAAAAAAAAAUCAGUCUGUCUAUGUCUAAAAAGAUUUAAGGUCACAUAAAAUUUUAAUCAAAAAUUUUUUUUUGGUAAUAGACAAGCGUUCUUUAUGUAAAUUAUAUUACCGAUCUAUAGAUCAAAAGGUACGCGUAUGGUUAAAUAAAAAACUAAACUAAAGCUUUUAUGAUUUCGUGACUAACUUCAAUCUAUAAUUUACAAGCUCUCCAAACAUGUAGUUUAUCAUUUUGAUGGAUGAACAUGAAAAAUGAUCACGAAUGCAUUUUCAUUGUUACGAUACGAAAUUGAGAAACGGACUUAUCUGUUUUGGAAAAAAAAAUAUUUAGACACAUUUAGUUUUAUCAAUGAGUUAAUCUGUUUAUAUACUUUUCAUUAAAGAAAGCAAUUACAUUUCUUAUAUGGAAAUAUAUUUUUUAUAAAGUAAAAGUUAAAGAUAGAUAAAAACGGCAAUUUUAUUAUUUUUUCUACUUAUAUGUAACGUUUGCCAGAUAUUUGAAAACUAUUUGUUUUCAAAUAUCUGGCAAAUUUAGGUCGUCAGCUUACUUCAUCAAACAAUGAGAAAAUUUUCUAGUAAUCUAUAAUGUAUAUAUAUAAAAUACAGUAUAAUGAAAUGGCGGCUUUCUUUAAGAUAUGUAACUUCUUUAGGUAAUUGGGCUCUCACUAUUUUUUUAAUAUUCUGUUAUGUAUGUGUACACCGUUUUUAUAUUUGAAUUUAACUUAUAGCUUCAAAUAAUAUUUCAGCAUUUUGGUUUAUACUUUGGGAGACAUAUAUGUAAAAUAUUAUUGUAUAUAUAUUGUAUUGAAUAUAUGUUAUAGAGGGGUAAUCGACUGGUGGAUUAUUGUAUCAAAGGGUGCUUUUCGAUUUGUUUUGUAAUUAUCAUCAAAUAAAUCAUGUAAUUUAUUUACAGUCAAAAGUAAAUGAAUACGAAUUAAAGAUUAGAUAGCAAUUAAGCAUCGACUGUACUUGAUAUAAAUUGUUCAUGAAAUUAUGUAAAGUAGCUGUUAGAGAUCGCAAUAUAAAUAUUGUUAAUAGAGUGUAGAUGUAUUUGUAUAGUUGUACAGAUAACGAAGAGAUAUUUAUAUUGUAACAAUAACUUGUUUACUGUGAUAUAUUCCUCCUAAUGCUGCUUUGCAAUACUGUAUGUACGAUUAGCAAAUUCAUUUGUUAAAUAGUAACAUUUAUUUAUUGUUCGUGAAUAAAAAUACUUGUACAAUAUAAAAGUC
Nymphalis io (European peacock) is the source of this 5000-nucleotide messenger RNA. Its product is annotated as transmembrane protein 185B. The record is from RefSeq and is a predicted model, not a curated record. Bases 100 to 1185 code for a protein of 361 amino acids. Lineage: Eukaryota; Metazoa; Arthropoda; Insecta; Lepidoptera; Nymphalidae. The transcript has 7 exons.